Anolis carolinensis (green anole) is the source of this 2521-nucleotide messenger RNA. Its product is annotated as 17-beta-hydroxysteroid dehydrogenase type 6. Gene Ontology annotation, molecular function: all-trans-retinol dehydrogenase (NAD+) activity. The record is from RefSeq and is a predicted model, not a curated record. Gene Ontology annotation, biological process: retinol metabolic process; steroid metabolic process. Gene Ontology annotation, cellular component: intracellular membrane-bounded organelle. Bases 332 to 1279 code for a protein of 315 amino acids. The transcript has 6 exons. Lineage: Eukaryota; Metazoa; Chordata; Lepidosauria; Squamata; Anolidae.
CCAUUGUACAGUUCAAGGUUCUGCAGCAGUGCCUUCACAUACAACGUGUAACAGAGGAAGAACACAGAGGAUUAGAAGAGAAGACAAGACCACAGCUUUGUCCACCACCACAGACAGGAACCAGGAAGCUUUCAAUUAAUCCAUCACAGGUUGGCACUUAGAAAACCUUAUAUUGAUCAAACGGGCUGUGAGUCUGGUCAACUUCCCACACACUUGAGCACAGGAUUUGUUUUUAUAUGAAGUCUCACAGAAGACAGAUUCUGUGAGACAGGAAUAACUAAGGAGAAGAUGGAUUAAAGCUGGAGAAAAUGCAUGAGCUCUCCCUGCAACCAUGUGGUUCUACCUGGCUGUUCUGGUGGGGCUUUACUUCCUCCUCCGAUGGUACCGGGAGGGACAGACUGUGGAGAACCUCAGGGAGAAAUACAUCUUCAUCACCGGCUGUGACUCUGGAUUUGGGAAUAAGCUGGCCAAGCAGCUGGAUGCCGGGGGGCUGCGGGUAUUGGCAGCCUGUUACACCCAGAAAGGGGCAGAAGAACUGCAGCGGUUGACAUCCGACCGACUGAAAACCACCAUCUUGGACAUCAGCAAUACAGAGAGUGUUGUGGCGGCAACUGAGUGGGUGAAAGGAAUUGUGAAGAACAAAGGACUCUGGGGCUUGGUCAAUAAUGCUGGUAUAGGUAUACCUGUAGGACCCAAUGAAUGGCUGACCAAGGAUGACUUUGCCAAGGUGAUCAAUGUCAAUCUGCUUGGACUGAUUGAUGUGACGUUGCACAUGCUGCCCCUGGUGAGAGCAGCCAGAGGAAGGAUUGUCAAUGUGUCCAGUGUGAUGGGAAGAAUCACAGGCUUUGGAGGAGGUUACUGUCCUUCCAAGUAUGGUGUGGAAGCCUUCUCAGACUGCCUAAGGCGAGAGCUCCUUCCUUUUAGAGUCCGAGUCAGCAUUAUUGAGCCUGGGGCUUUCGCUAAUCCAAUUGCCAAUACAGUACAAGAAUACAUGAAGGGUACAUGGGACCGGUUACCUUCUGACAUCAAAGACACCUAUGGCUAUCAUUACUUCGAAUUCUAUUUUACAGCUUUGCAAGAUCUCAUUAAAAAUGCCAGCUCCAACCUCUACCUGGUCACUGACUGCAUGGAGCAUGCCCUGACAUCGCGGUAUCCACGCACACGCUACUCUGCAGGCUGGGAUGCAAAGCUCUUCUACAUUCCUCUGUCUUACAUGCCAACCUUUGUGAUAGACUAUGUGAUGGCCCGCUCAUCCCCAAAGCCAGCACAGGCAGUAUAGCUUUGAAUAUGGAUUUUCAUACUGUUAUAUUUAAUUCUGUUUAAUGUUUGCAUAUGCUGUCAUACUUUUAAUAUAAGCCGCUUUGAGUCUCCUUUGAAAGAGAUAAAGUGGGGUAUAAAUAAACAUAAUAAACAUAAUAAUGAUAAUAUAAUGAUUAUAAUUAUAAUAUAGAAAGAGUUUUGUGGUCAUAUUAGUAAGUCAACAAGCUAUGUGAAUAAGACUUGAUUCUGGUUGCAUUCUUCAGGGUCCUUCCAAGAUGUGGCCAGAAUCACUGUGUAUUUACCAGAAAAAAAUAAGUCAAAAACCUAAGCUUCUGUUCUAGACAGAACGCAGCAGUGUGUGUAUUAAUUGCUAGGGAAUAGAAGUGGGGAGAUGGCUGUGUUUGUUCCUCUCUUCACAAAGCUGAGAUUGAAAGCCCAUUGGGGAAAGAGAUAUGCCAUAUUUUAUUUUGCCAAAUCAUAAAUGCUAUGUGAUCAGUAAGAAAUGAUCCUGACUUUCCACUCUUGCUUUUGAGCCAUGGGAGCUGACUUGUUAAAAAAAAAGUCUGCGAAAUCGAGUUUGCAUGUUCAUGGUGCCAUUUAUGUUAAGUUAAUAUGAUUUCAGAAAUUAUGGUGGAAAGGUUGCAGCCGGCCAAAACCCUUUUGGGGCUGCAUGCGGCCCACGGGCUAUAUGUUGUGCAGGCCUGAUAUAGACUGAAUUAAAAUUACAAUGUCCAAGUUUUUUUUCUGGUUCCUUUCAAUAAUAUCUAGGAAAUAGUACAUGCUUCGUUCAUCCCAGAAAUUUUCUGAUACUUCCCAAUAUUAUCAGAUGCUUUUUACACCAGCUCUGGGUCUGUUUAUUUUUACACAAUAUAAAAUGUGACACAACUGGAAUAAAAUCAGAAUAUUUCAAUCUGUUUGAAUACACCUUUACUGCUGUCUUCCAGCUUCAUCAAUUAAAAAUAACCCUAAAACUGCUUCUACUUACCAUAACCUAUAAGUUAGGACUUUGGUUCCCAGCUUAUUGGUCAUGGAGCCCUUCAGAAGACAUUUGUUUUCUGUAGAACUCUAAUUAGUUUAGUGAAAAUAUAUAUUCUGGAUCAUUCUAUGCUAAUUCGGAUACAUUUCCCAAUUUCCUAUAUUACGUCUAGUUUUUGAGUAAAUUUUACUCUCGAUACGUUUUGAAUAAUAAUAUCACACUACUAUACCAAACUGUACAAGAAAGAAAAAAAUCAAAAAAUAAAUAUGAAAUCAAUGUGGAAAA